Molecule: messenger RNA, 649 nt
Organism: Frankliniella occidentalis (western flower thrips)
Lineage: Eukaryota; Metazoa; Arthropoda; Insecta; Thysanoptera; Thripidae
Gene: RpS13
Product: 40S ribosomal protein S13
Exons: 4
Coding region: 134-589 (151 amino acids)
Biological process (GO): translation
Cellular component (GO): ribosome; cytosolic small ribosomal subunit; nucleolus
Molecular function (GO): small ribosomal subunit rRNA binding; structural constituent of ribosome
Source: RefSeq, a predicted model, not a curated record
GCGUGUGGAAAACAAGAAGAAGAAGAAGAAGAAGAAGAACUUUAUGCCACACUUCCGCUUCGGCCAUUCUAGUUUCCCUUUUCGCCUUCGCCUUGUGUCUUCGGUGCACCUGGUAUAAUUUUACACAUUCACCAUGGGUCGUAUGCACGCUCCUGGUAAGGGUAUCUCCCAGAGUGCUCUGCCUUACCGUCGCACAGUUCCUACCUGGCUGAAACUUACCCCUGAUGAUGUGAAAGACCAGAUUCAGAAGCUGGCCAAGAAGGGUCUCACCCCCUCACAGAUUGGUGUUAUCCUCCGAGAUUCACAUGGUGUUGCUCAGGUUCGAUUUGUAACUGGCAGCAAGAUCCUCAGAAUUAUGAAAGCUAUGGGAACUGCCCCUGACCUGAGAGAGGACCUGUACUACCUCAUUAAGAAGGCCGUUGCCAUCAGGAAGCAUCUUGAGAGGAACAGGCAAGACAAGGACUCCAAAUUCCGUCUCAUUCUGGUUGAAUCAAGGAUACACAGACUUGCAAGGUAUUACAAGAAGAAGGGUGUCCUUCCUCCCAACUGGAAGUAUGAAUCAACUACCGCUUCGGCACUUGUUGCGUAGUUGGGUUCUUUAUUCUACUGUAUUUUUUUUACAACUGUUGAAUAAAGCUUCCCAGUCAAA